This is a messenger RNA of Salvia miltiorrhiza (redroot sage), 639 nucleotides long. RefSeq lists its product as uncharacterized. The transcript has a single exon. NCBI's taxonomy places the organism in Eukaryota, Viridiplantae, Streptophyta, Magnoliopsida, Lamiales, Lamiaceae. Bases 1 to 639 code for a protein of 212 amino acids. The record is from RefSeq and is a predicted model, not a curated record.
AUGGCAGGAGGAAAGAGGAGAGCAGAAUGUGAAAAUGGAGAAGCUGCAGAAGAAACUCAUUACAGCAUUCAACACAAACAAUCUUCUACUAAUGAUCCGAGCGUGGAAAUUAUUUCAGAAAAUGAGGAAGUCGAAUCUUGUUUCAAUCACGAUUUUGAAUAUGUGGAUGGGCACAGGGUGAAAACUCAGUUUGCCCCUCUGCUCAGAGCUGUCUUCAACAAAUACGGCGACAUAAGUAGGGGCAACAAUGUCAAAUCCUCCAAGCUUGUGUCCAUCUUCCUGGAGCGGAUCUGCCAUGUGUAUGAAAGGGUAGAGCAGGCCGAUCUCACGCGUGCAGAGAUCCAAGGCAUGCUCUCUGAGCUCCGCCUAUUUGAGAGGCGCAAGCUGAAAGUGAGAUGGAUUGUUGAGAGACUGGAGUAUAAAUCCAUUGAAUUCAUGGAGAAGGAUUUGGAAGCGUAUGGAAGACAAGUUUGUUCACUACAGCGGAAAAUCUCAUCAAUCAGAGCACAACUACUAGAGAUGCACAAGGCUAGAAAUGAUCAAACAGAAGCAAAUCGCAGUGAGGCCGUGAGACGAUCCACCAGAUCAAGGAAGAAGCCGGACUGGCAUAAGGCUUUUUGCUUCUUAUACGAUACCUAG